This is a messenger RNA of Nyctereutes procyonoides (raccoon dog), 2269 nucleotides long. It is a transcript of the gene CDCA8, whose product is annotated as cell division cycle associated 8. Gene Ontology annotation, cellular component: spindle midzone; chromosome, centromeric region; chromosome passenger complex. Gene Ontology annotation, biological process: mitotic sister chromatid segregation. The transcript has 10 exons. NCBI's taxonomy places the organism in Eukaryota, Metazoa, Chordata, Mammalia, Carnivora, Canidae. The record is from RefSeq and is a predicted model, not a curated record. The coding region runs from base 236 to 1057 and encodes 273 amino acids.
UGCACGUCCGGUUCUGCACGGAGCUGCUGCGUUCCGUCCUUGCAGCUGCGGAGGCGGGGGUUUUCCUGGACGCGUUCGGCGACCCGCAUGUACGUGCCCCGCGCCUCGUUUAAGCUUGGGCCUCCCCGGGGCAGCCUGUGCCCCCCGCUCGCCCCUUAGGGCGCCCGCCCGGCCUCUCCCGCGACCUCGGCCGCUGACCGCCCCGGGGGCGCCCCGCAGCCUCCACCCAAGCGCCAUGGCUCCGGCUAGGAAGGGCGGCAGUCGGGUGGCCAAGACCAGCUCCUUGCGGAGCCGGAAGCUCGCCUCCUUUCUUCGGGACUUCGACCGGGAAGUGCAAAUACGGUCCAAGCAGAUCCAGUCGGACACACAGAACCUCCUCAAGGAGAUGGACAACCUGUACAACAUCGAGAUCCUGCGGCUCCCCAAGGCGCUGCGCGAGAUGAACUGGCUCGACUACUUCGCCCUUGGAGGAAACAAACAGGCGCUGGAAGAGGCAGCAACAGCUGACCUGGAUAUCACAGAAAUAAACAAACUAACAGCAGAAGCUAUUCAGACACCCUUGAAAUCUGCCAAAACACGAAAGAUAAUAAAAGUGGAUGAAAUGAUAGUGGAAGAAGAAGAAGAAAAUAAGAAGAAUCUUCGAACUUCCAGAGUCAAAAGGUGUCCUCCGUCCAAGAAGAGAGCCCCAUCCGUACAAGGAAAAGGCAGAAGGAAAAGCACCGUCACCCCAGCUGUGAGCCGGCUGGAGUUGUCUCUGGUGAAACCAACUCCAGGCCUGACCCCCAGGUUUGACUCAAGGGUCUUCAAGACCCCGGGCCUGCGUACCCCAGCAGCCAGAGAGCGGAUCUACAACAUCUCCGUGAACGGCAGCCCUCUUGCCGACAGCAGAGAGAUUUUCCUCACGGUGCCGGUGGGCAGUGGCGAGAGCAUGCGAUUACUGGCCAGCGACUUGCAGAGGAUGGACAUCGCACAGCUGGACCCAGAGGCCCUGGGAAACAUUAAGAAACUCUCCAGCCGCCUCGCCCAGAUCUGCAGCAGCAUACGGACUCACAAAUGAGGCUGCUGUUCCAAGAAGCCCCACUGGACAGGACGGACCUCCAGCGGGCACGUCGGGGACCCUGACGCCACCUCUUCCCUUCAGGCUUAUUGUUUGUUUGAGUGUGCAGCUCCAGAGCAGGGAGCGGUGUUCCUCAGGGAGAACCAGAGAAGCGGAGACACUGCUCCCCCAUCGGUUAAUACAGCUUAGCUCCUCACGCCUCCCCGCCCGCCUGCCACCUGCCGCCUCCUGCCUCUGUGCAGUCGAGACUUCCUGUCCUUCCUGUAGGAUUCUCCUUCCUGCUCUCAGGGCUGCCACUCCUGCCUCCCAAAACCCAUGUCCUCUCUGCCUUGCCUCCUUCCAUGGAGGUGGCCUGCAGGAACCUCCUGCUCCCCCUUACCCAGCACCCUCCGUGCCCGGCAUUUCUGUGUUGCUUGAGGCCGGGAAUUUUAGGCUCAGAGAAGUGAGGGCCGGGGCUAUGGGAGGAAGAUCGGAGGCUGGGAGGAGCCGUACAGCAGAGCAAGGCCUGUCCAGCAGGGACACAGCAGGCGCAUCGGCCCGGCCCCGCUUCCUCCCGAGGCGGACCCAAGUGGCCCUUCAGGAUCUCCUGCCCGCCCUGCCCAGUAGUUUUUUCCAAGCUGACCAUGGAAUAGUGGUUUGUACUUCUCCCUUGACCGAAGACCAAAAAUUAGUUUGGAGGCAGCUUCCUCGUCUGGCACCUCUACCUCUCUACUCGGUAGGGAUUUGGAUAAGAGAAUUCUAGGGCUUAGCGUAGUCGAGGGCUUCGUGGGACCAGCUGCAGAGGGGUGGUCUCUGAGCUCUCCGUGCCAGGUCCACAGACUGCAGAGAGCACUUCCUAUCAUGGGGUUCGUUGGGGGCAGGUGUGAACUGCCUGGUGGCCUCACUCCACGUGUCUGGCCUGUGCUCCGGGCAUCGGCUCGGUGUUCAGAGCCCGUACCCCGCCCCAACGAGUCCUGCAGUGUGGUCCAAAACUGCGGGCCCUGGGGCCCCGUGUCCUCUACGGCCCUGCGUCACACUCGGCAUCACCCAGCCAGGUGACCCGCCUGGCAGUCCAGUCCCGUUGCAGCCAUAUCCCCUUCAACUUGUUUUAUUCUCCCUUUCCUGAUACUUCGGUGUGUAUCGUGUUCCCAAGCAUCUCUUAUUAAACUCUUGUAAUUAGGGCUAUUGAAAGGUACCUGUUUUCAAUAAAUUGUGGGUUGGUUUGUUUUUAAU